UUCGACAUGUUGGGAUAUUUAGACACUAGUCUAGACUUCGUCUUACUGUUUGAAAUAUAUUUUAUCAGAUAAACUGUUCGAUGAGAUGGAUUUUAAGAUGAAUUGUUCAUUCAAAAUACAUUCAGUUAUCUUUUUUAUCUUGAUAAAAUCCGAGUCCUGCGUCUCUGGUGCGAGUUGUGUCGCCAAUUGCGCCUCAUGUCCAAAGUCACCUGUAUGCUUAUCAUGUGACUCGGGAUACUACUUACGGUCAGCUGAUGAAUGUAGAGCGUGCACGUACGUAGGAACGAACUGUGUAACAUGCAGUAAUGAAACGCAUUGUAACGAAUGUAGGCCAGGGUUCUGGGGCACCACUUGUCGAUCUUUCUGUUUUGACGGUUGUAUCACAGAAACCUGUAACUCGUUUGAUGGAACGUGUACUUGUAAACAAGGUUUUCAUGGACCUACAUGCCAAUACCAGUGCUCGGAAAAUUGCCUAACUGCCACGUGUGGAGUAAACGGUGAAUGUGAGUGCAAAGACGGAUAUUAUGGAAAUCAGUGUAAUGGAGUCUGUUAUUCUGGUUGUGAGAAAUGCUCUAAUGGCUCAUCUUGUUCUGUUUGCCCAACUGGAGAGUACGGACAACUGUGUAGUAUUCCGUGUGAAUGCAAUGACAGAUGCGAUAUACUCACUGGUAAUUGUCUACAUGUGACAUGUCCUGAAACGUGCGCAUCAUGUAGGGAAAGUGAUCAGUGCAACGGGUGUACUGUCGGUUGGUUUGGUGCACGAUGUAACAACACUUGUUCAGAUAAAUGUAAAGGGGGCUGUGAGCAAUACUCCGGACAUUGCAAUGCAUGCUAUAUUGGCUCCUUUGGAACAAACUGUGAUAUGGUAUGCUCUAAAUGUCGUGGUGAUAACUGCAGUCAAGAGGGGGAGUGUACUCCGUGUUUUGAUCGAAAGUAUGGAUCAUUUUGUAACAAAACAUGCUCAGAAGACUGUGUUAGAAGUAAAUGUAACCAGCUAGAUGGGUCAUGUCAACACCAGGUCCAAUGUCCUGUGAGGUGUGUCAGUUGUAUGGACAACGUAACUUGCACUGAAUGCGAUGUUUAUUAUUACGGUUUUCUUUGUUCGUCAAUUUGUAGCAGUAGGUGCAAAGGUGGCCGUUGUGAUAUAGAAUCUGGUCGUUGUGAAAAUUGCGAGUCAUCAUAUUAUGGGGUAUUUUGCGAAAACCACUGUAGCCUUACGUGUGCCUCUGCUGGUUGUGAAAGGCAAACUGGUACUUGUUUUGGGUGUAAAGAACUAUCAGUUCAUGGCCCGUUUUGUAAUAUAACUUGCAGUAAUAACUGUACAGAUCUGCAAUGUUCACAAGAAAACGGUUAUUGCUCAAAUGGAUGUAUCCCUAACCAUUAUGGUUCAAUGUGUGACAGCAUCUGCCCCGAGAACUGUGCAAAUACUACAACGGACUCAAAAUGUGACUCUUCUGGUAAUUGUUUAAGUGGGUGUUUUGAUGGUUUCAUAGGCGAUACGUGUAGGAAAGUGGAAAAUACUGAUACGGACUACACAAGCAAUAAUGGACAAAUGUCGGGUACUCCGGCAACUGCUAUUGGAGGAGCUGUCACAGGCUUGGUGGUAUUGGGUGUUGUCGUCGUUCUGGUUGUUGUCGUUAUUUUAAAAAGAAGAAAAAGGAGGCAGAAGACAUACGAAGACAUGUUACAAAAGAGAAGCAGCCAAGAUACACCGUAUUCAACAUUGGUACUAGCAAACACGACCGAGUAUGAAAUACCCGAUUCCGAGCCACGGUCUGGGUUGAGCAUGGAAAGUAAAGACACUGGAGAAUACUACAAUAAUGAAAAUGUCUACUACAAGAAUGUUGGUGGAAAUGUUCACAAGAAAUGAGUAUCUACAUCAAACAAUUUGAAGAUAGUGGCUUUGUUUAUUGAUCUUUGAGUUGUCAGAGCUAUAUAAUUUCACACAAUUAAAUAUAUCAGUAUAUGUGUUGGAUAGUUAAAGUUACAUCCAUUCACAUUCACAUACACUAAGUAUGAAAACGUUUAACAAUAAAAUUGUCUUGUAUUGCUUUAAAUAAUAUAAGAAACGACAGACAUCAAACUUGUCGCCUGCGUCUAAAAGACAGUGCGAUAGUUCGUUAUUGCUAAACAGUGGACAGAAAAGUUAUAUGUUAAGCAUCCUAGAAUUACUGUAUUAUUUUACACAAACGCGUAUUAAUACAGAACUACUGAUGCAAAUGAAGUCCGUUUUUGUUGUUCCUUUCGUGAGUGCCCAUAUAUGAUGUUAUCUAUUUACGUUUUCGUUAAUAAUGACAUGCUGUGAUGGAAGCCGUUGAAUUGCUUUCAAAUACUGUAACCCAUUUGCAUGCUCAUGAAUGAUGUAAGCGGUUAAUAUGCUCCUAGAUUAUUUGUCCCUUUAGAUGAUUCUAAAUGCAGUAGGCCAUGUGCAUGCUCAUGUAUGUUGUAAUCCAUUUACGUGCUAAUAAAUGAUGU
Mya arenaria is the source of this 2475-nucleotide messenger RNA. RefSeq names its product multiple epidermal growth factor-like domains protein 11. NCBI's taxonomy places the organism in Eukaryota, Metazoa, Mollusca, Bivalvia, Myida, Myidae. The record is from RefSeq and is a predicted model, not a curated record. Gene Ontology annotation, molecular function: scavenger receptor activity. The transcript is spliced from 5 exons. The coding region runs from base 86 to 1870 and encodes 594 amino acids.